Messenger RNA from Coregonus clupeaformis (lake whitefish), 3361 nucleotides. Its product is annotated as KAT8 regulatory NSL complex subunit 3. The record is from RefSeq and is a predicted model, not a curated record. The transcript is spliced from 21 exons. Bases 355 to 2946 code for a protein of 863 amino acids. Gene Ontology annotation, cellular component: NSL complex. NCBI's taxonomy places the organism in Eukaryota, Metazoa, Chordata, Actinopteri, Salmoniformes, Salmonidae. Gene Ontology annotation, biological process: positive regulation of transcription by RNA polymerase II.
CUUUUUCAGGGUUCAGAGCAGGCGCUGGCCAAGGCCCUAGAACAUGCACCGCCCGUAAGGAAUAGCUAUCCAGCCCCUGUUUUGCAUCUUUGUGCUGACAGUGGCGCGCCCACUCAAAACAAAAGGAAGUCGGUCAUAAUCAAUGAUUUAUAGAAACCCGAGGCGGAGUAGUCCUUCUCAAAUGUGAAAAUCUACACGGAAUUUAGAUUUUGAAGUUUAUAUUUUACAGAAUUUAUACUCGUUUGUUCUAAAUUAUAUUUCGAUUGCAAUCACGUAAUGCUAUCAAUGGCAGUAGUAUGAAAAGGCUUGGGUUGAAAGCACCACUCUCUCAGAGCUUUGGGGCCCCAGUAGAGGAUGUACUGUGGUGGGGACAGGGACUUCCAGACUUCAGCGCAGAGGAUGGGUACAUCCUUGCUGUUCCAGUUGUCCGUUCAUGAGCGUGAGCUGGACUUGGUGUUAUUGGACCACAGCUAUGCCAAGCCAUGGAAUGCCCACCCGGACGCCAGCAGUGCCCGGCCCACGCGCAUGCUGUUCGUCACACCCCGUCACCAGCCUGAUGCCACUCUGGAAUCAGAUCUGUCAAUAGAUGUGGAAUCUGUCACACCUACACCUAUUCCACUCUAUGACAACCAGAAAGCAUGCAGUGUUAUGAAGGAGUGUGAGCGACAUGUUUUAUUUGCUCGCACAGUUGCCGAUGGUCCCCCACCUCCUGAUGACUGGGAUGAACGCAUCAACAAGGCUGGAUGGUCAGUCACUCAAAACAAGUUAUUUAAUAAGGUGCUGAAAGCUCUGCAAGCUGAAAGAUUGGCCCGGCUUGCCAAUGAAAAUGCCUCCAAUGAGCCAGUAUUGCGCAGGAUUGCUGUGGACAAGUGUGCCCGGAAGGUGCGCCAUGCGCUGGCCAGUGUCAACUGGGACACCAAACUGACCCAGUGGCUACAUGGCACCCUGAUAGAGUCUCUCAGUCUGGCUAUGCUGGCUGCUUACCUGGACGUACUGCAGACACUUAAGAGCAAGUUGCCCUCGCUGAUUGACAGGAUGCUGCUGACAUCGUCAGUGAAGACUGGAGCGGCAGGUGCAGAGGCCCUCUCUCUGCUCCUGAAGAGGCCCUGGGAUCCAGCCGUGGGCGUUCUGUCUCACAACAAACCAAGCAAGCUUCCUGGCUCCCCACUCAUCUUAAUUGCACCAUCAGGGCCCACCAAUCCUGCUCUUUCUACCCCGCGCCGAAUGAGAUUUUGGCAGUCACAACUCUCCUGCUUGGGAAAGGUCAUCCCAGUAAAUACCCAUGUAAACAGUGGAUCCAAUGUGGGCAUCACUCAGUGUCUGGAGCACAUGUUGGGCACGGUCAGGGCAAAAGUCAUGGAGGUCCACAGUCACUUCCCUCACAAACCCAUUAUCUUGGUUGGCUGGAAUGUGGGAGCUCUCAUCGCCUGUCAUGUUUCCCUCAUGGAGUACCUGACUGCUGUGGUGUGUCUUGGCUUUCCUCUGCUAACAAUCAAUGGGCCAAGAGGGGAUGUGGACGACCCCUUACUGGACAUGAAGACCCCAGUGCUAUUUGUGGUUGGUCAGAAUGCUCUGCAGUGUGGCACAGAGGCCAUGGAGGAGUUCCGAGAGAAACUUAGAGCCGACAACAGCAUGGUGGUGGUGGGAGGAGCUGAAGACAACCUCAGAAUCAACUCAACAAAGAUUAAAUCAGAGGGACUGACACAGACCAUGGUGGAUCGCUGCAUUCAGGAUGAGAUAGCAGACUUCCUUUCGGGAGUGCUGGCGCGGGCGGAGAGCCACGGCUCCGGAGAGCUGAGGGACCUGGACACAGAGAAGAAGAAGAAGCCCCGGCGGGAGCUCCCCUUUGACCUGGAGAGGGCCCGCCCUUCCUCCCCUGCCCUCAGAGUACCCAUCUCCCCCUCAGGCUCCGAGGACCUGUCCAGUGUGUGCAGCAGUCCCACCUCCAGCCCCAAGCCAAAGACCUCGGGACUGUCACCGGCACAGAAGUCCAGCCUGAUCACCGCCACACAACUCCUCAAGACCCAUAUGCAGCGGUCUGGGACGGUGCUAACACACAAGCAGGCACAAGCCCAGUUUGCUGCUUUUAUGAAACAAAACAUGUUUGUGAGGAAAAAUCUUCCUCCUGGCACUCCCUCCUGUGUCUUUGUGCCUGUAUCCAGUGAGCAGACCGAGAGCCUGGAGAGAGACGAGCUGAGGGCCCAUCUGAAGAGGAGGCAGACGCCCAGCCCCACUCCCACCAAGGCCUCAAAGAGAGCCAAGAUCAAGGUGACAAUCCUGCAUGGAGAGACAACAGGGGGCGCUAUCAGCUCUGCAGCACAGGAAGUGGGACCCUCUGGGAAUCCCCUGACUUUGACUGUGGGACAGACUGUGUCUGGAGCCAAGGAAGUCUCUGGACUCCUCACAGCCCAGCGGUCUGGUAGUCUGACAGGGGUGUCUAGUGCCCAGAGCUCGGGUUCCAGCUCUUUCCAGAGUUGCAUGGUUUCAGGGUCCUCCUCACCAGUCCAGGCGCUAGCUCCUGCUACUGCCCAAGCACCUUCCGCCAGCAGCCUCCUCCACGGCCUAAGUUUCAGUCUACAGGAGAUAGUGACCAAAUCCCCUAGCCUGCCCACUACAACAGCUAGCAUGGGCAGCAUUCAGGCCCCCGGUGGGAAGCCCCAGGGUCAGGUUCUUAACUCCAUAGGUACUUGCAGCAGCACUCUGCUCCGGGCAGUGCCUGUGGUCUCCACUGGAAGGCUGACCAAGACAACCGCCAUCCACCAGCUACUCACCAACAGCGGGCUGGCCAAGCUGGCGAGCAGCCUCCCCGGCCUGCCACACAUCUCCACCCAGAGUGCCGGGCUCAGAGCCCCCACCACUAUAACGGUGACGCUGCGAGGACAGCCCAGCAGAAUGACUGCACUGGGCCAGGCUGUGGGGGGCACCGAUGCUGUCCAAACCACCUGAUAUGAAAGUCUGUCUCCUCACAAACAGCAAACAUCUGUAAACUUUUCUAUCACCAUUUCUAAAAUGAUGGAUUGUUAUCAAAUAUCCUCUAUCCACUGAGUGUACAAAACGUUAGGAACAUAUUGGAACAAACAUUAGGAACAUAACUUAAUAUUGAGUUGCACCCCCUUUUGCCCUCACAACAGCCUCAAUUAGUCGGGGCAUGGACUCUACAAGGUGUCAAGAGUUCCACAGGCUGGCCCAUGGUGACAAAUGCAGGUGUUCUAAAUGUUUUGUACACUGUGUAUAUAGUAUUUUUCAGUGAUGACCUAAUGAUGAUCGUGAUGACUGAAUCAUGCCAAAUGAGAUGCCAUCAUCCUGAACGGGGCUAUGAUCUGACUCUUCAGAUACAGUGGGGAGAACAAGUAUUUGAUAC